UUUAUACUGAGGAUGUUUCUUCUUGCAAGUUAGAGCAUCGCUGUUUACUUCACUGACAAGCGUUGGAGUGUCCAGAACAAGGCUCUCAGUUAUUCACUAUAACCAGAUAUCUGCUGCACAGAGAAACACUGCCACGAGCAAGGAUGCCUUUCUCCGCUUGCUAUGGACUGACUCUCCUGUGUUUAACCAUGCCUCUUUUCCUCUUUGCACAAGUGGAUCAUCAGUGUAACAGGCCUUAUCAAAGGACUGUAGGACACGUCAACCCCCCCUGCUGUAUUGAAACCCAAAACGGCACCAUUAAGGAAUCUGUCAGCGCCUGCUACAUACAGAAUGAAAACACAUUUUCUAAUUGUAAAAUACAUGCUUACAUAUUUACCAAAGGGAAUAAAACCUGGUGUGUGGAUCCAACAUCCUCGUGGCUCCAACGAAGACUCCAGAGAUUAAGUACAAAAGGAAUAUGUUGCGUCACAUUGUGAGAGACCUUCGACUGUCACAACAACGAGGAUGCACCAUGAAGUCUAUGCAGAAAAACACUUUUUUCUAAUUAUUUUGAAAAAAUUCUCAAUUUUCUGUCUUUGUAUACAUUUAUAUAUUUAUAUAUAUAUGUUAAUAAUGUCUUUGUAGGUAUCUUUAUUGUCUUCUAAACUAAUACGGUUUUGACCGUUGUUGUCUUGGUGCUGUUGGUCAAUGAUAUAAUGUAUGUACACUUUAUACCAAUAUGUUUCCUUGGAAAUCUGUAAAACAUAUCAAAGGAAAAUAAAACCUUAAGGUCUAGAGGAAAAA
Morone saxatilis (striped sea-bass) is the source of this 783-nucleotide messenger RNA. It is a transcript of the gene ccl34b.8, whose product is annotated as chemokine (C-C motif) ligand 34b, duplicate 8. Gene Ontology annotation, molecular function: chemokine activity. The coding region runs from base 144 to 476 and encodes 110 amino acids. Gene Ontology annotation, biological process: immune response. The record is from RefSeq and is a predicted model, not a curated record. NCBI's taxonomy places the organism in Eukaryota, Metazoa, Chordata, Actinopteri, Moronidae. The transcript is spliced from 4 exons. Gene Ontology annotation, cellular component: extracellular region.